Molecule: messenger RNA, 1698 nt
Organism: Rodentolepis nana
Lineage: Eukaryota; Metazoa; Platyhelminthes; Cestoda; Cyclophyllidea; Hymenolepididae
Source: the annotation of a GenBank genome assembly
UUGAUCAUUCUUAAUUCCGUUAAUCGUUGCGACAUUAGAACCCUGCUUGGAUUUAGCUCGAGCACGUUUGAGACCAACAUUGAAGAGGGCCUGUCGAAUGUAGGUUUGGAAGAAGGGUGUAGAGUUGGCCAAAUAAGGUUGGAGGUCCAGAUCAGGGUAAGGAGAAGUCAAAUCAAAGAGCUCCUCAAUAUAAGAUUCAUCGCGAGAGGAAGUGAUCUUGGUGAUGAGAGAAGUUAACCUAGAUUGGGUGUCUGCGCUCAACACAGCAGUCUUCGGAGGAGUGCUGGACUGCUUUGGAGUAGUUUGAAGUGCCGGUGGUAGCUUACCACCAUUUUCAGAGGCGAGAGUCUUUAAAGUUCGUUUCAUGUAGGUUUCCAACUCUGAUUCAUCCUUAUUCGGAAUCAUAUCAACAAAUUUGAGGACCGCAGGUCCUCGAGCACAACAGAAGGAAUGGAGCAUAGUUUUGAUAGUUCGAAGGGGGAGAUCCGAUUUCCUUGUUUUCCAGGAAGGAGAUGGAAACGCUUUAAGGAAGUUAUGACAAUCAAGAAGAACCUGAUCCAAUGAAUAGUUGUUGGCCAAGAACGCGAGUACUAUUUGACUCCAUGAUAACAAGAAGAGUUAUUGCAUUAAUGGCCCUAAUGAUUCCACUUCCUUCAGGCAACUCAGCAGUCUUAUCGUGGACCAUCAGAUUCAAGGAGGCAAAGAGAAACUCUUUCAGCGAUUCACGCGAUGCUUCUCGUGCCAAAAGGGGUCGCUUGAAGACCGACUCAAUAGUGGCCAAGAGGCACUUCAGGACAGUGGAUAAUUCACCCUCCGAGAUAGUUGGAUCAUCGAAGAAACGAGAGUUGGUCUGUCGUAAUUGAAUUGUAAUGAGAGUGAUAAGCUGAUUGAUGUGACCAACUAGGAGUUGCCACUUGUCACUCUGUAAUAAGGUAUCAAGCUGACUCAAGGCAUAGCAGCAAGAAUUGAGAUCAUUGGAAGAAACUUGGGUCACUACCAUGGUGAUGGCAGAAGCUGCAUCCGGACUGGUUCGGAGGAGACAGUUCAGCACCGUCUGCUUGUCUCGCGUCCUUCGAUUUGUCGGUUUUUCUGACACCGACCUCUUAGAAGCUACUGGAGUGGCAUUGAGAGCACCAGCAGUUGUUGCGUUCGGACGUCCAGAUCUCUUGAUCCUCUCUUCCAACAUGGACCUCUCCUUCUCAGGCAUUUGACCAAGCAUUUUCCAGAGGGGUUCGCCCACAAUGGCGUAUACACAGACCAAGGCAUUUAGAGCUGCUGUUCGCACACCUGAAUCACGGUCACUGAUCUGAGCUGCUAGGGUCUUGAGAGACACAGCUGGUGAAGGUUGGCAGACAUUCAGGCCGAAGUGGUCGAUCAUACUUCCGAUCUCAUCAAGGCAUUCUUGUCGAGCCUUAUUAACCUUUGAUUUGAGUCCACCUAUAAGGUAUGUGUACAGCUUCUCGGGUGGAUAAAUACUCGUCAUAACUCUGAAUAUGGCUCGAAUAUCCCUCCGAAUAUUCUCUUUUGAGUCUCCCACCUUCAUGACCAGAUAAGGCAAGAAAGCCGAUGCCUCAUGCUCAGUCAACUGCUGCUCCGCAUCAGACAUCCUGGAGAAUACUUUCAGGAGGUACUCCAACCCGCGAGCAAGGAAAGCAGGGCUGGUUUCAAAGAAUCGCAGAACCAUCCAUCGGAGAAUGA